Messenger RNA from Mollisia scopiformis, 1456 nucleotides. RefSeq lists its product as uncharacterized. The record is from RefSeq and is a predicted model, not a curated record. Bases 84 to 1394 code for a protein of 436 amino acids. Gene Ontology annotation, cellular component: pyruvate dehydrogenase complex. NCBI's taxonomy places the organism in Eukaryota, Fungi, Ascomycota, Leotiomycetes, Helotiales, Mollisiaceae. The transcript is spliced from 2 exons. Gene Ontology annotation, biological process: pyruvate decarboxylation to acetyl-CoA. Gene Ontology annotation, molecular function: dihydrolipoyllysine-residue acetyltransferase activity.
AAUCCCCAAGAGUUCUCACCCACAAGUCCUGCGCUCCUCACUCUUCAAAAGCUCAAUUGAGCUUCAAUUAUUGUCUGCCAACCAUGGCAUCUUUUGCGAACGCUUGCCGGUUAUCGGCCAGACUUACUGCCAGGCAAUUGCGACAAGAUGCCGCCGCGAGAGGUUUUCGAAGUUCUGCGAAAGUGAUGGCUGCUCAGAACUUCACGAUGCCAGCUUUGUCUCCAACUAUGACAGAGGGAAAUAUUGCGAAGUGGAAUGUGAAAGAGGGAGAUUCGUUCUCGGCCGGAGACGUUCUACUGGAGAUUGAGACGGACAAGGCAUCAAUGGAUGUGGAAGCACAGGAUGAUGGAAUAAUGGCAAAAAUAACCCAGGGCGAUGGAACCAAGGGAAUCCAAGUUGGGAGUCGAAUUGCUGUUAUUGCAGAAUCUGGAGAUGAUCUCAGCACUCUAGAAAUACCUGCCGAAGAGAAAGAAGCUGCACCAUCACCGAAGAAAGAAGCUUCCACACCAAAAUCUGAGUCGAGCUCAGAAUCACAAACUGAAGCAACACCUACACCAUCGAGUUCAGCAUCUUCAGAAGCAUCUGCAAAACCUGCCGGAAAGCCCAAGAAGCAGACAUACCCUCUCCUACCUUCUGUCGGACAUUUGAUGAAGGAGCACGGAAUUGAAGAAUCAGCAAUUGAGAAAAUGUCCCCUAGUGGCCCCAAUGGCCGUCUCCUCAAAGGCGAUGUCCUGGCAUACCUAGGCUCAAUCUCCUCAUCCUACCCCGCCGAACUUUCCUCCAAAAUCGAGAAACUCACCCACCUCGACCUCAGCAACAUUAAAGUAGCUGCCUCUGCACCAGCACCAGCACCAAAACCCAAACCAGCCGAAUCAAUUCCGGAACCAGUAAUUCCCCAAGAAUCCGAGAUAGCCGUGCCAAUUUCAAUGCAAGCCGUUCUAGACGUACAGAAGCGGAUACAGAGCACGCUUGGUGUAUUCAUGCCCUUAUCCACAUUCAUAGCUCGCGCCACAGACGUCGCAAACGACAACCUUCCUCGGUCCAAGACUCAAGCUGCCACCGCGGACGAGCUCUUCAACCAAGUUCUCGGUCUGGAUACAGUCACUACUUCGGCCGGAGUCCGAGGGACUUUCCUUCCUCAAAUUACAGCACUACCUUCAGCUGACCCUUCAGCACCGGUCAAGCCUGCGAAGCAAUUGGAUAUCAUUGACAUCCUGUCCAGAAAGACGCGAUCCACGAGCUCGGGACUGGCGAGCAAGCCGUUGCCGGGAUUGAGUAACUCGGUUAAUGUGUUCAGUGUGAAGGUGCCGAAGGGUGAUGAGAAACGAGCACAGGUCUUCCUGGACAGAGUUAAGAGUGUGCUAGAGGCAGAGCCAGGGAGAUUGGUGUUGUAAGGUGUGGACCGGUGGUCUGUAAUAUAGGGAUAUAGAAUGCAAUGGAUGUUAUGAUACUACAC